This is a messenger RNA of Cucurbitaria berberidis CBS 394.84, 1290 nucleotides long. RefSeq lists its product as uncharacterized. The record is from RefSeq and is a predicted model, not a curated record. The transcript is spliced from 2 exons. Bases 1 to 1290 code for a protein of 429 amino acids. Lineage: Eukaryota; Fungi; Ascomycota; Dothideomycetes; Pleosporales; Cucurbitariaceae.
AUGGCUACAUUUACGCGCCAGCCCUUUGCCGAGAUCGGUGCACCGCGACUCCAGGCGCUGCAGAGUGCGAAGAACAGGCAGAACGCCAUCGCACCCAACUUCGCGUCUCCCUUGAAGCCCACCACGACUCCCUCAACAGGCAAGCGCCAACGCGCGCCUGACAUUUACGAAGAUGGCGACGCGGAGAACCUCGACCCCUCGCUCUUCAAUUCGCCGACCAAAAAGUCAAAGUUCAGCAGCGAUGCGGGCUUCGUAAAGCCAGCCGCCUUCUCGCUGUUCACCACGUCGCCGGUCCAGCCUAGUCCAGUGCCGACCAUUCGCAAAGCCCUCUCUUCUCCCAGCACCACCAAGUCAACGCCCAUCACCAACAGCCGCGGCUCCCCAAAGCACAAGCGUAUCCACGCCAUCUCCAAGCACCGCCGUGCAUCCAGCUCGCCAUUCCGACGCGUCGACCCUCCCUCGUUCAACCAAAGCAGUCCCGCCCUCCCAUUCAGCAUCGACGCAGCCCUCAGCGGCACCAUCCAGGGCUACACGCCCAAGCCUGCCGUUACCGCUACACCCAUCUCCGCACCCGCACCCGCACAGCAUGUCUCCACGCUGGACGAGAGCAUGCCCAAAGGCUGGUUCUUCGAGAUCCACGAAGACACGCCCGAGCAGGAAGCCGCCAAUCUAAUGGAGCACUCUGCUUCCGUGCUGGACAUCUCUUCCGACGACGACGUCGAGACCAAGAAGCGCAACCAGGACCUCGAGCGCGGCAAGGAGAACAUCCCUCCUCCUGACUUCUUCGUUGCCCAGCCGCGCGUUCAGGCCUUGGAGGCAGAGGGCGUAGAAGCAGAGCUGCAGAUUGAGGAACCAGCUAAGCGCCCUCGUCUUCGGCAAUUCGUUCAGGAUGCCAUGGAUGAGGAUCGCAGGCCGCUGGGUGAUUUGCCGCCGAGCGAGUUCUACGGCGAGGGAUGUGAUGCGUCGUCGUAUGUUACUGUCGACACGGGCAUUGAGAAGCCCUCUAGUCUGUCCAGGGAAUGCGACUUCAACAGCUGCCCGACGCCAGAGAAGGGCAAGAUUGAGGAAGAGGAGGCAGUUGAAGUUGAAGCUGCGCCUCCUGCUACCGAGGACACGGUGCCAGAAACUGCUGAGGACAUAGUCGUCCAUGUGGAUGGAGCUGCCGUCGCUGAGCUGCCUGCUGCUCCUGUUGCCGAUACUCCUUCUACCUACCUAUCAGAACAAGUCCUCUCCAUCGACGAGGCUUUCGCUGCACAACAACCACUAGAGGCAGUAGUCGCCACAUCAUGA